AUGCAUUAGGAACACAUUAAAAUGAAUAUUUUGAAAUAAAUCAAAGUUGAUACAAAUGACAUUUAUCAUGUGGAUGCAGAAAAGUAUUUUAAGAAAUAAUGCACAUCCUUAGAAAUAAUACUUAUAUCUCGAAUGAUUACAAAAAUCAAUAAGAGGAAUAAUGAAUAGUUAAGAAUGAUAGCAAUUUCUAAUGAGUUUGUUUAUAAUAUAGAUAAGAAGUCAAUUAAAAGAAAGAUUGCAAUUAACAAAAUAUUUGGAGUCACAAUUUCAAAAGUGAGUAAAGAAUUUAUUAUACAUGUACCUACAGAAUCUGAUUUAUUGUACAAAUCAUAAGAGAAUAGAGAUGUAAUAAUAUUUUACUUAGCAAUUGCAUUGAAAAUGCACAAUAUAGAUGGAAUAAAAAUAUAUUUUAUAGAAGAUGAAAUCUUAUAACCUUAUUGUAUGCAUCAUUAAACACCUGAUAAAUAAAAGUAAACUAGUUUACAUCCAAAAUGUUAAAUUAAUAUAUUACAUCCUGAGAAUUUCUAAUUAAAUUAUAUCAAUAUUAUGAAUAAAAGUAAAGCAAAUGCAAAUGAAUUAUUGGUAUUGUUUGCUAAUGAUCCAUUAAGAUUAAGAGUUAAAUUAGAUGAAUAUUAGAAAUCAGUAGUCUUAGCUUAAGGAUCUUUAAGUAAGAUAUACUUAUUACAUAAUAAAUAUGAAAAAUAAUAACAAUUCUCAGUACUUAAAUGUGUUCCUAUGAAUUCUGUUGAUAUAGAUCUUUUAGAGCUCUUUCUCAAGAAUUAUGAGAAAUUGCCAUUUAUAGAAGAACUUGAAUUGUGUUUACUUUAUAAUGGUAAUGUUAAUUUGAUUUUCAAAUUUGUGAAAGGAGGAGACCUUUAUUAACAUUUAAAGGAUAUUAACAAUUUUCCAGAAUAAUAAGUAAAAUAAAUAGUUGCAUAAGUAGCAAUAGCAUUAUCAGAUCUACAUGAGAGAGGAAUUAUAUUUGGAGAUUUGAAACCUGAGAAUAUUUUGAUAGACGAAAGAGGUUAUGUAUAUUUAACUGAUUUUGGAUAUGGUAAAUUAAGAAUGUAUUAGGAAUACAAAAAAACAUAAGCAAUCAAUUUUACUAUUGAAUAUUCAUCUCCAGAAUAUAUAAAAAAUGGAGAACUUACUAGAAUGUCUGAUUGGUAUAGUUUAGGCAUUCUUAUUUAUGAAUUAUUGGUAGGUAUAACUCCAUUCUAUCACAACAAUUUUGAAAUAUCUUUGAAAUUAAUUCUCAAAGGUGAAAUUCAUUUUCCAAAAAAUAUAGUUUGUUCUUCAUAAUGUAAGGAUAUUAUUUAAAAAUUGAUAAAACAUGAUAGUACAUAGAGAUUAGGAUUUCUAACGGAUUUUAAGGAAUUAUAAAGUCAUCCUUGGUUUCAUGAUAUUUCUUGGGAGGAUUUAGCAUAGAAGAAAUAUGAUACUCUUGCAUAUAUACCAUAAUUUAAUGAAAUAUCUUAAAUAUCAGAUAGAUAUUUUACUAUGGAAUAAUUAAAUGAAGAUGAAAGAACUUGGUGA
This is a messenger RNA of Paramecium pentaurelia, 1536 nucleotides long. The record is from the annotation of a GenBank genome assembly. Lineage: Eukaryota; Ciliophora; Oligohymenophorea; Peniculida; Parameciidae.